Messenger RNA from Centropristis striata (black sea bass), 2593 nucleotides. RefSeq names its product exonuclease 1 (gene exo1). Gene Ontology annotation, biological process: mismatch repair; DNA recombination. Lineage: Eukaryota; Metazoa; Chordata; Actinopteri; Perciformes; Serranidae. The transcript is spliced from 14 exons. Gene Ontology annotation, molecular function: DNA binding; 5'-flap endonuclease activity; 5'-3' DNA exonuclease activity. The record is from RefSeq and is a predicted model, not a curated record. Bases 76 to 2457 code for a protein of 793 amino acids. Gene Ontology annotation, cellular component: nucleus.
UGCGCUUAAAUCUGUCUCUGCGUGGAUACAAGUUACAAGACAGAAAAUCAACGUGUCUCAAUCCAGGAACUGAAAAUGGGAAUCUCUGGACUACUGCAGUUCAUCAAAGAUGCUGCAGAGCCCAUUAACAUUAAAAAAUACAAAGGCCAGACUGUUGCUGUGGACACAUACUGUUGGCUGCAUAAAGGAGCAUUUUCAUGUGCUGAGAAGCUCGCUAAAGGAGAACCAACUGAUCAGUAUGUGUGGUACUGCAUGAAAUUUGUGAACAUGCUGCUGACAUUCAAUAUCAAACCAAUAUUGGUGUUUGAUGGACGCAAUCUGCCUUCAAAACAAGAAGUGGAAAAGGCUCGCAGAGAGCGCAGAGAAAGCAACCUUCAGAAAGGCCGACAGCUACUACGUGAAGGCAAACUGUCCGAAGCAAGAGACUGCUUUACCCGCUGUGUUAACAUUACGCCAGCCAUGGCGCAUAACCUUAUUAAGGCUGCAAGAGCACAAGGAGUGGACUGUGUUGUGGCUCCGUAUGAAGCUGAUGCUCAGUUAGCUUUCCUCACUAAAUCUGGCUUGGCUGAGGCUGUCAUCACAGAAGACUCUGACCUCCUUGCAUUUGGCUGCAAAAAGGUGAUUCUCAAAAUGGACAAGCAGGGCAACGGCCUGGAGAUAGACCAAAGCAACAUGGGCCGUUGUCGCUCUUUGGGGAACGUUUUCACAGAGGAGAAGUUUCGCUACAUGUGCAUCCUCUCUGGAUGCGAUUAUCUGGCCUCCCUACAUGGCAUUGGCCUGGGAAAGGCUUGCAAGCUACUGCGAUUGGCCAAAGACCCUGAUAUCCUCAAGGUGAUCAGAAAGAUGGGCCAGUAUCUAAAGAUGGAUCUAGUCGUCCCUGAACAGUACAUCGAGGGAUUCAUCAGAGCCAAUAACACUUUCCUCUACCAGCUUGUGUUUGAUCCUGUCAAGAGGAGGGUUGUACCCCUGAACGCUUACCCAGAGCACAUGGACCCAGCAACCCUCAGCUACGCUGGAACAAAUGUAGGAGAUGACAAAGGCUUGCAGAUGGCCUUAGGAAAUCUUGAUAUCAACACCAUGAAGAAGAUAGACGACUUCAGCCCAGACAAACCCAUUUCCCAGCGUUCCAAAUCCCACAGUUGGGACCGCUCACCAGCCGCCACUAGGCCCAGUGUCUGGAGUGGAGGCUUAAAGCCAGCAUCUGUUGCCCCGCCUCAGUCUGCUGCCUGUCCAGACAGGCCUCCCUCCACCAGGGGGAAGGAGAGAACCAUCAGCCUGGCUGGGCUUAGGCUGCCUUGCAGAGGGCUGCAGGUGAAGAGACCACGAGAAGACGAUGGUGCAUCAGACCAGGACAUGCUGCAGCAGUACUCAUCCUCCUCUCAGAAGCGAUCCGCAUCAGACCAGCAUUCAGACAAGCCAAUAUUAAGCAGUGAGAGCCGGCCACGUAACCCCUUCGCCACCCUGCUACAAAAGAGAAACCAGGAAACUGAGGAGGACAGCCAGGCCACAUGCAGCAGAUUCUUCAGCAGUUCCAUUUCAGCAGCCAGUCUAAGCAACGAAGAGUCUGCUCAGCAGGAUUUGGAGCCCAGAGCUGUGAGUUCCACUCUGGACAAUUCUCCCAACACCGAGAAUAAUGACUGCAAUGCUCCUGAUAUUCCAUCCGUGGACACCCCGAGCCCGCCUCCAUCACCCAGCAUUACGUCUCCCAGAUCAGCCAGUCAGGGUCUCAGGCUCUUUCACUGGUCGGACAGCUCCUCCUUGACUGAACAACCAAGAACGCCCAAGUCCACUUCAGGCCUGGCCGCCCUGCAACAGUUUCAGUAUAAGAAGGGGAGUUUGACCUCACCCCCAAAGACCCAGAGACCCCCUGGAGCCACGUCAUCCCCUCGUCAGUCCUCCACUGAUGGAAGCCCAGAGGAAAAGGUUGACCUCCCAUGUUCCCCUCCUUCCCAGGACAGUGCCUACUUCUCCCAGUCCCAGCCUGAUCAUACUUCUUGCCACAAAGAGGAAGUCCUCAACGACAACUUCCCCUCCUCCUACCAGGAGGAUGCUGCAUUUGAAAUGAAUUCAGGCAAAGAUUCUGAGCUUGAGCAGAGUCCCACACACUCAACAGAAGCAGAUAAGAAGCCCGGCAUGCUGAGAUCAAAGGUUUCAGGUCUGUUAAAGCCAAAGUCCAGUCACCAUGGUCAAGCAGCAAAGGUGCAAACAUUGGGCCGCGCUAGGGCCAGUGGACUGAGCAAAAAGUCUGCAGGUUCUGGGAAGAAAGCUUCAUUCUCUAAUAAUGAGAACAACCCUGGUGUCCAGGCCACUAUCAGCACCCUCUGGAAGAACUUCAGCUUCAAAAAAGAUAACCAGAAGAUGACUGCCUAUAAAAAAGAAGAGCCCAUGUCUGCUGUCAGAGACAACCUGCAGGCAGGCUCACCUCAGACGGACAUGAACUUAAUCACCAGCUUCUGAAAGAUGCUUUGAAUGUUUCACACAUUGCUUAGAACUCUGUGUGGGACUGAGGCUUUUAAACAUACCAUGUAUGUUAAUGAUUUGUCAUUAACCUGUUUUUAUUAAUGUAUAGUUUCAAAUAAAUCAACUGAUUUGA